Chrysoperla carnea is the source of this 240-nucleotide messenger RNA. RefSeq lists its product as uncharacterized. NCBI's taxonomy places the organism in Eukaryota, Metazoa, Arthropoda, Insecta, Neuroptera, Chrysopidae. The record is from RefSeq and is a predicted model, not a curated record.
AUGUCAAUAGAGAUAAAGAAAGAGAAAGAGAAAGAGAAAGAGAAAGAGAAAGAGAAAGAGAAAGAGAAAGAGAAAGAGAAAGAGAAAGAGAAAGAGAAAGAGAAAGAGAAAGAGAAAGAGAAAGAGAAAGAGAAAGAGAAAGAGAAAGAGAAAGAGAAAGAGAAAGAGAAAGAGAGAGAUAGAGAUAGAGAUAGAGAUAGAGAUAGAGAUAGAGAUAGAGAUAGAGAUAGAGAUAGAGAU